This is a messenger RNA of Camelina sativa (false flax), 1814 nucleotides long. The record is from RefSeq and is a predicted model, not a curated record. Lineage: Eukaryota; Viridiplantae; Streptophyta; Magnoliopsida; Brassicales; Brassicaceae.
GUACUCUUGUCUAUACAUGCGUUUUUAUUGUCAACCUUCUUUAUCUAUUCGUUUAUCCUCCUUUUGAUAUGUCCCUUUUUAUUUUUACUAUUAUAAUAAAUCAAGUUUUAUUUCAAAUCUAAGUGUUCGUCAUUGAAAUCCAUGCUUGGAGAUUUAAUCUAAGUGUCUUUGGUUGCUGUAUUGUCUUUGCUCUUGUUCAUUCGUUUUUCAUUGCAGCACAGAAAUAUAGUGAUUUUUCUUUCUUUAACGAUCGAGCUUUCUUCAUUUUGGUAUCAAGAAGAUGGUUUUCUUGCUUCUCUUAGUUGUCUCUCUUCUUUACUUUUAAUCUUUGAUUCUUCCAGAUGAGAUCUGUGGUCUGUUGUUUUUACAAAGUCUUGUUGGGUUUAUCAUUUCUGUGUGAUAAUGACACUAAUUUCACGGUGAGAUUUGAAACUUUGGUCUCAAAUACUUAGAUGCAGUGUGUAAGAUGUUCUACCAAUUCCUGGUUUAUAUUAGUCUCAGUCUUGGCUCUACAUGGUUCUUAAAUUAUGCAGAAUUUCUUGGUAGGUCCUGUCUUAGAGGUUAAAAAUCUUGUAAGCUGUCUUUGGUCUUGUCUUAGAGGAUCUAUGCUUUAUUUUUCAACUUUGUUUCCUAUAAGGAUCUGUCCUCUGUCCUUUUUUCAACAUCUUGUUGGAUUUGUCAUAUUUGGCUGUGAUCAUAUCAAAAAUAAAGGUAGGGAUGGAGUUUAGUAUCUAGCUUUUGAUACCAAAGUGAUUUCUCUAACGUUAAACUAACAUCAAAACAAGUAGGGGAUGAGUUGGAACUUGGACGGACACAAUUUUGUAUAGCAACAAGACAAUUAUGGUAUCAGAUUCUUAUUCUUGUGAUAAAGGAAUCACCUUUGCCUUGCCUUGUUCCUUGUUAAUCUUAUCCUCUUCCUUACCGAAUCUUUUUCUCAACAUGAAACCUAAGUUGCCAUGGAAUAAAGUCGCAAGGUUUCUUUCUUCAACGCCAAGACUCUCUCUCUCUCUCUCUCUCUCUCUCUGUUUUCCCCCAAAGGAAUCAUCUUUUUGCAGUAUAUAAAUUGUGGGAUCUGGUCUGAAGAGUUUCCCUGAAUCCCUCUCCCAAGAAAAACUUGGUAAUCUCAAAUCAAACAUGUCAAACGUGAGCUUUCUUGAGCUGCAAUACAAGCUCUCUAAGAACAAGAUGUUGAGGAAGCCUUCAAGGAUGUUCUCCAGGGACAGACAAUCAUCAGGCUUGUCUUCACCCGGACCAGGAGGCUUUUUUCAGCCUUCUGUUAAUGAGAUGAGACGCGUUUUCAAGAGGUUUGAUACGGACAGUGAUGGAAAAAUAUCUCAGACUGAGUACAAGGUAGUGCUGAGAGCGCAAGGACAAGAGAGGGUUAUCGAGGACGUGCCCAAGAUCUUUAAAGCCGUGGAUCUGGAUGGUGAUGGGUUUAUUGAUUUCAGAGAGUUUACUGAUGCAUACAAGAGAAGCGGAGGGAUUAGGUCUUCCGAUAUACGCAAUGCUUUCUGGACUUUUGAUUUAAACGGGGACGGGAAGAUAAGCGCAGAGGAAGUAAUGUCAGUUCUAAGGAAGCUUGGGGAGAGAUGUAGCUUAGAGGACUGCAAGAGGAUGGUGAGAGCUGUUGAUGCAGAUGGAGAUGGAUUGGUUAAUAUGGAAGAGUUCAUGAGGAUGAUGUCUUUCAACAUCGUCUGAAUAGACCUCUUUCGUUCUCUCUGUUAUUGUAAUUAAAUAUCAUUCUUCAUUCAAUCCAAUUUAAAAAACAUGAAAUCUUGUAACUUUGAAUCGACAUAAUCUCCAAUGUUCUUCCA